AUGCGCACUGCCUUCUUGAGAACGCUGCCCCGGACCAUCCCCCGAGCAACCCGAAACAUCCACUCCACCUCCCGCUUACUGGCUUCUGAAAUACCGACCAGCCCUUUCGAGGACCCCAUUUUCAAGGCUUUCGCUGAUCGGGUCAAGCAGCACCAGGGUGCUGUUGAUGCUAUGAAGAGUGUUAUGAAUGUAAUGCAAGCAAAGGGCUUCGACAAGAACAAAAAGCCCACUAUCAUGCAAAUGAUGCAAAUGGCUAGUGAUGCCGAGCUGAAAGCUGCCGCCUCUACACUAAUGACAGAGCUUCAAAAAGCCGGUGUCGGGAUGGACGAGGCGAAAGAGAUCUUUUCAAGGGCGCAGGCCGGUACUCCCCGAAGCUAG
This is a messenger RNA of Cryptococcus amylolentus CBS 6039, 378 nucleotides long. RefSeq lists its product as hypothetical. The transcript is spliced from 4 exons. Lineage: Eukaryota; Fungi; Basidiomycota; Tremellomycetes; Tremellales; Cryptococcaceae. Bases 1 to 378 code for a protein of 125 amino acids. The record is from RefSeq and is a predicted model, not a curated record.